GCUUUUAGUCGCGUACUGCAAUCAAGAAAAUACGUAGCGAUCCGAUCUGUUGUCCACUCUUUGAAUCGCUGACACGUGCGUUAAAAAUUGUCAAUAUCACCAAUUUCACUUUCGAUUUUACCAAUAUCCGAUGUUGAUUUUACGCGUGUUAGUGAGAGUCAAAAAGCAAACUAUGUGAUUCGUUAAAUGUGUUCUAUUUCUUCUUGGAUUCCUAUUCGGAUUGUUGCUUUUGCUACAUUAAAGGUAUGAGUGAAUACGACCGAAUACGAAGAGCCUGUUUAAAACGCGGUGAACUAUGGGAAGAUCCUGAUUUUCCCGCAUCCCAAUCAUCUGUAUUUUAUCAUCAAACACCACCUUUUCAAUUUACUUGGAAAAGACCUAAGGAAUUAUGUAACAGACCUAACUUUAUCCAAGAUGCUCCAGCUAACUUUGAUAUCAGUCCUGGUAAAAUGGGCGACAGGUGGCUGGUCUCUUGUUUGGGUAUCUUGUAUCUAAACAAAGGUCUAUUUUAUCGAGUAGUACCUGCAGAUCAGUCUUUUUUUGGAGAACAGUACUGUGGAGUAUUUAGAUUUCGUCUUUGGUGGUGUGGAGAAUGGACCGAAGUUCUAGUCGACGACCGAUUGCCAACGGUUCAAGGGAAAUUGGCGUUCCUGCAAUCACAUUCCGAUAAUUUCUGGCCGGGAUUAUUGGAGAAAGCUUAUGCCAAAUUACAUGGCUCCUAUGAAGCUCUGAAAUAUGGAUCUUUAUUAGACGGCUUAGCGGAUUUGACUGGUGGAUUGACAGAAAGCAUUCCGGUACGACAAGACACUACUUCAUGCGCAAGACUCUUAUACAAACUUUUAGAUAUGACCUCAAUAGUCACUUGUACGAUUCAAGCUACCAAUCAGGUUAGAUCACAAAAUUCGGAAAAAUUAUCUAAUGGAGUACAAAUAGGUAUAAAUUAUAGGAUACAAUCUAUAGAACGGACUGAAACAUUUAAUGGAGAAGGCAUUCAAUUGUUGAAAUUGAAGAACCCUCUAGGGCAAUCGCCUGAGUAUACAUCCUCCGUUCUUGUAGAUUCACCAGAAUGGUCAGAUAUAUCCCCACAAGAAUUGGAUAGGAUAGAAGGAAAACUUCAAGAUGGAGAAUUUUGGUUACCUUUCUCCCAAUUCAUUAAAACCUUUACACAUUUAGAAGUAGUUCAUUUAGAUAGCGAUACAAGUCGAGAUGAGCCUAGUUUACACAAUAAAAAUACCUGGCAGAUGAGAUUAUACCAAGGAUAUUGGCAAAAAGGAGUAUCAGCUGGAGGUUGUAGAAAUAAUCCAGAUACAUUCCAUAUCAAUCCACAGUUACAUCUUUUACUUAGUGAAAUGGAAGAAGUUAUAGUCUCUCUCAAUCAACAUAGUAUAAUGGAACCAAAAGUUAUCGGCUUCACCUCGUAUCUUCUAUCGAAAAAUACCAACGAAACGAUAGGAAAAAACUUUUUCAAGAAAAAUAAAUCUAUGUUCAAUUCCCAGUAUACCAAUAGUAGACAAGUCAGUCACAGAUGUCAACUUGAGCAAGGUGGUUACUUAAUAAUACCAACAACAUUCGAACCUAGUCAAGAAUCCGGAUUCACUCUUCGAGUAUUCUCCUGUAAAUCGUUGAAAUUGAAGCUUCUGGAUACGGUACCGCAGCUUCUUAAAUCGGCAAUCGUUAAAGCACCUCCGCUUUUAGAUGGAAAAAGUUUCAGUCAAUACGAAGCAGUAUUUUUACAAUUGGCCGAUGAACAUCGAACAGUUAAUGCUUUCGAACUUCAAGAAUUACUCGAUGCUUGUUUACCAAAUGAUUACAUUAAAAGCUGUGCUUCCAUUGAAGUUUGUCGGCAGAUUAUUUUGACAUUUGAGAUGUCCGGCAACGGCAGAUUGAAAUUCAGCGAUUUCAAAGAUUUAAUGUGUAGUCUAAAAUUUUGGCAAACUGCAUUUAAAAAUCACACUAAAGAAAAAACUGGAAUUCUCAAAGCGGAAAGAUUAAGAGACGCAUUGCUUGAAGUAGGAUUCCAACUUAGCAGCGAUGUUUUAGCAACUCUUAUUCUGAGAUAUAUGAGAAAAGAUGGGACACUUAGAUUCGGCGACUUCGUGUCUGCAUUAUUGCAUUUAACUGUAUCUUUCAGUAUUUUUGAAGUCAAGGAUCCCCUUCAAAAUGGAAGUAUAAAAUUGAACCUAAGUGAGUGGCUAAAAUCAUCUUUAACAUGUUGAAAAAUGAAAAAAAUUGACCAUAAUAAUGUAAAUGUUUCAAUGUACAGCUAGAUAUAUUUCAUAAAAGAUUAAUUUUAUUAAAAUAAAUUAUUUUAUGUUAAA
Diorhabda sublineata is the source of this 2318-nucleotide messenger RNA. RefSeq names its product calpain-C. Gene Ontology annotation, biological process: proteolysis. The coding region runs from base 246 to 2216 and encodes 656 amino acids. NCBI's taxonomy places the organism in Eukaryota, Metazoa, Arthropoda, Insecta, Coleoptera, Chrysomelidae. The record is from RefSeq and is a predicted model, not a curated record. Gene Ontology annotation, cellular component: cytoplasm. The transcript has 11 exons. Gene Ontology annotation, molecular function: calcium-dependent cysteine-type endopeptidase activity.